Gregarina niphandrodes is the source of this 672-nucleotide messenger RNA. RefSeq lists its product as hypothetical. The record is from RefSeq and is a predicted model, not a curated record. The transcript has a single exon. The coding region runs from base 1 to 672 and encodes 223 amino acids. Gene Ontology annotation, molecular function: protein binding. Lineage: Eukaryota; Apicomplexa; Conoidasida; Eugregarinorida; Gregarinidae.
AUGAGCGGAAUGAUAAGCGGACGAGGCGCCCUGGAGCGCGAAGUGGCCUUCAAGGUGACGAUUGCGGAGCUGGUGGAGCACGAAGUCCUGUCUGAAGCGGAGGCUAGUUCGAUAUUGGUGCGUGAGGAGUCGUACCAGGCUUUGACGAACGGUUGUGGGAAGUCAUCAGACGACGAAGCGUUGCAGCUAUAUAUGGAGAGUCUCGCCUUCCGGUUGGGGUUGUUCGUCUUGGUCCAGGGUCGCGUGGAGAGCAAGCUGAAGGACGCGAACAGCUCAGAGUCGCUCCGUGCGGACUUGGCGAAAGCGCGGUCACGGCUCAAGAGGGUGAUUGCGGACGAGGCGGUGAAGAAUUGCUACAAAUUCAAGAAGGACAAGAAGGUAGACAUCACUGUCAUGGACGUGCUCUUGCGACUGGGCGAGACGAGACAGUUCGACAACCUAAUAGCCAAAUUGAUCCUCCAUAACCCGCACCAAGUCGACUACUGGCUGCUCUUCGCCCGACGAAAAAUCGCAGAAGGUGACUACUUGGCCGCACAAGCCAGUCUGCGCAAGGCCGUCCGCUUUCACCCCAAUAACCGGGUUGUGGUCGACAGUCUCAAGAAUGUCGCUCUCAUCGUGGCCACUGCGGAAGCUCUUUACACCCCAAACGCUUCUGCAUUUAUGCAAGAGUAG